Molecule: messenger RNA, 1311 nt
Organism: Ostertagia ostertagi
Lineage: Eukaryota; Metazoa; Nematoda; Chromadorea; Rhabditida; Trichostrongylidae
Source: the annotation of a GenBank genome assembly
AUGGCCGGACCACACUUCGCGCUGCCCGAUAUGAGGCAAGUGUUCGUGAAUUCCUUUGCUGCCGGCGAGAUAAUUGUACGAAAUAUCACGGUGGAUCGAUUUGUUCCUCCACAAAUUCGAUUCCGAUUAAACAACAACUCGACCGUUCAAAUGCUAACUCAUUCCGGAUAUAUUCAGGCAGCAGCAGAUUGGGAACUACGCUCCGAAUUGUUGAGCGUUCUUCAAGUUCCUUUGGAGGGAACCAUUCGCAUCCAGAUGACGGGGCUCAUAUCGGAGAUCGAUAUGGAAAACGUCUCGCCUGACAGUCUGGAAGUCAGCAACUGUGUUGCGCGUAUUCGUGAUGUCCGUCUAAGCUUUCAUGGAAGUGUCGCAGCCAAUAUUUUUCAAUUGUUCAGAGCGAGCUUCGUGAAGGAAAUACGCAGGAAGCUUGAAGAGGAUUACUGCACGCUUAUGGAAAAGUUCUGGAUGACAUGGGUGAGAGCUCAACUGUCACAAUUCUCGCCAAAUCUCACACUCAGCCGGACCAAUCCUCAAGUUAUCCUCACGCAAUCGCUUGAAACAAUUGUUUUGUCACGAGACCACAUCGACUUAGAAAUGCGAAGCGACUUGAUCUGGAAUGGUAAUCUGAUGGAGAGUGAGAGCGUCUCUCUGUACAAUAAUGAUACGGAAACACCCUCGACCCGAAUGAUCACCAUAUUCGUGGAAGAAGAGACCAUGCAAAAUAUAUUGAAGGCCGCAUACUACGCUGGACAUUUCAUAACCACAGUCGAAAGUCCUUUCUUGAAAACUCAGUGUGAUGUGCUAUGCAUUGGAACAAUGCUUCCAGAACUAUCUGAAGCGAUGCCAAACACAUCACUUAUAGCGCAGGUGUCGGCACUUUCCGCUCCAAUUAUCUCCUUAUAUGACAGUCAGGCGGUCGUUUUCGUUAACGCUUCAUUGAAUAUUCUUGCUAAAUCUGCAUCUAAUGAAGCUCAUGGAAUGCUUGUUAGUAUAAACGUCAUUACGGAGUUUAUACUUGAGCUGGCAAUUGAAAAGGGAAGGGUCAAAGGUUCUGCGACUACUCUCAGAACUCAAGCAGUACUAGUCGAUACCCAGAUAAAGAUUGUAUCACAGAAGACUGUCGACCUUCUUGUCGAGAUGUCAACACCAUUCGUCGAGGACGCCAUUGAGCUGCUCCUUCAUCGUGGAAUAUCAGUAUCGUCACUAUUCCAGUUUCCCACCAAGAACGAGGUUCUCACUGUUCACGGAAAAUUUUUGAGGCUUGAAACAGAUAUUGACUUUCCAAUGUCUUCCUAUUACUCCACCUUGCAC